Molecule: messenger RNA, 984 nt
Organism: Laccaria bicolor S238N-H82
Lineage: Eukaryota; Fungi; Basidiomycota; Agaricomycetes; Agaricales; Hydnangiaceae
Product: serine-rich protein
Exons: 1
Coding region: 1-984 (327 amino acids)
Source: RefSeq, a predicted model, not a curated record
AUGUCACACAACACGACCAGUUUAGCUCAAGCUAUCACCUUCCUCACACGACCCCUAACGCUGGUUUACGCCCACGAGACGAUUACAUCUCUUCAGCAUAUCCUCCAAACGACCUUCAACGUAGCCUACCCCUCUCCGAGCUUUAAGCUCUCCCUUACAAGCACCGCUCUGCCUCCCCGGCCCAUUUAUGCCGCAUGCAUAGCAACUGGCAUCCAGUGGAGCGAAUGGUUCAAGCUUCUCGGACAGCGUUCAUUCGACUUGCUUAUCGAGCCUCACUCCGUUGUCGCACGUUACGCGGGAAUCAGAGGCCAAACCGUCGUGGUUUGGAGGCGGCCCCCACCUCCCGUCAUUCCUCAAAAGCCUUCCUCCUUCAUAUUCGCAUCUGAAGGACCCCAAAUCCCUAUCAGCAAGUUCUGCCAGCAACAAAUGCAACAAUUUAAUCGAGGACAUGCCAUCCGUGACCCGGUCACGUCAGCGAUACCUCGUCGCACCGUCGCUCAACAGCUGUUGAUCGACUCUGAAAAGGAAGUCGAAGAAGAACUUUUCUCAAUGGUCGCCAACUUCAGGGGCAUAAUCGUCUCCCCCACUCCCACUCGCGAGAACUUCAAAAUUCCAUCUCUCCACUCUUAUUCGCCUUCGUUCUGCUUCCCAUCAUCUCUUAGCUCUCCCCCAGUCGUCGUCUCCCCAGUUUCCUCUCCCGAGCCUCCAUCCUCUCCCGAGAGUUCGCGCCCUAGCUCGCGCGCGUCCACGUAUUCCUUCUCCGAUUUUGAUUCGGAGAGCGUGACAUCCGUGUCCGACUCCUCAUCUACCAACUCUCAACCCUGCGUGUACGUUGACGCAAUGAAAAAGGACAUCACCAGAUAUUCUUACCAAGGUGGCGAGAGUAAUGUGUUGACUGGGGGGGUCAUGCUUGGCACUCCUGGUGCGGCCUCGAAGAAAACCUCGGGUCAGCGUAAAAAUGCUUCUUGGCGACGAUAUUACUAG